Messenger RNA from Beta vulgaris subsp. vulgaris (sugar beet), 1248 nucleotides. Its product is annotated as vegetative cell wall protein gp1. The record is from RefSeq and is a predicted model, not a curated record. The coding region runs from base 1 to 1248 and encodes 415 amino acids. Gene Ontology annotation, molecular function: peroxidase activity; heme binding. Gene Ontology annotation, biological process: response to oxidative stress. NCBI's taxonomy places the organism in Eukaryota, Viridiplantae, Streptophyta, Magnoliopsida, Caryophyllales, Amaranthaceae. The transcript has a single exon.
AUGGGGAUUUACGCAACAUCUAGGCUUGUUCUAAUACUAAUCAUUGGCCUUCUUACCUUAAUAAUUAGCCAAAAGGGUGAGUGCAAGAGACAUAUGUUACAAAUGGUUGAAAUCAUCAAUGCAUCUACUCCUAGUCUUCCUUCCGAUCAGUUGUCUCCACCUUUGCCUACACCUUCAUCUCCGGUUGCCUCUCCUUCGCGUGGUAGUCCAAUUACCCCCGCGUCUUCUAUUCCUCCGAAUGCUAUUCAUACACCUCCUGCAGCCGUUCCACCUCCUCUUCUUCCUUCUCCUUUAGCCGCUCCUGAGCCUCCUCUUGAUGUUGCUCCUUCUCAAGAACCUUCUCUUGUAGCUACUCCUCUUUCGCGGCCUUCUUCCCCUCCUACUAUUGCUCCUUCUCCUGUACUUGCUCCUUCGCUUUCUCCUCCUACUACUUCGCCUGUUUUUGCUCCUUCUCAAGCACCUUCCCCUGUAGCAGCUACUCCUCUUUUGUCACCUUCUUCCCCUCCUAUUGAUCUUGCUCCUUCUCCUGUAGUUGCUCCUUCACUUUCUCCUCCUACUACUUCCCCUGUUGUUGCUCCUUCUCAAGCACCUUCUUCCCCUCCUAUUGAUCUUGCUCCUUCUCCUAUAGUUGCUCCUUCGCUUUCGCCUCCUACUACUUCCCCUGUUGUUGCUCCUUCUCAAGCACCUUCUCCUCUUUUCUCACCUUCUUCCCCUCCUAUUGAUCUUGCUCCUUCUCCUGUAGUUGCUCCUCUGCUUUCGCCUCCUACUUCGCCUGUUUUUGCUCCAUCUCAAGCACCAGUAGUUUCCCUUCCUCCUCCACCAUCUGCAUCUCUUCCUCCACCUAUUAAAUCACCUUCUCAUACAUUUUCUCCACCACCAUCACCACCUCCUUCAAUGCUAUCUUCGCCUCCUCAUUCGAAACCUUUCAUUUCUCCUCCUACAAGACCUUCUCCCUCUACUUCUCGUCCUACUGCUCUUGGAUCAUCCAAUACUCCAAAACUACAAGUUGGUUUUUAUGAAGGGAAAUGUUUCAAUAAGACCAUGGAUGUUGAAGUACUCAUAGCAACAAAAGUUGAAGAACAUUUUCGAAAUGAUACUUCUAUCCUCCCUGCCCUUCUUCGCUUACAGUUUCAUGAUUGCUUUGUCCAUGUGAGCAUCAUUCUUCUAAUCUUAACAUUGUACAUAUUAGCAUUUUGCACAUUACUGAUUACUCAAAUAUGCAUUAUGUUCAUAUUUCUAUAUCUAUAA